UUUUGUCUCAUUUUACCGACCGGUUACCAACAACCCAGUAAACUCUUAUUCCCUUUACUGAUAUUGUGUACCCAGGCAGGGCAAAGCCUCUACUCGUAGCGUUAAUGGCGGACCCGACUGCUCCACCCAAUCCGACCCUCACCAAAGACGACAAUUGUCUAAAAUACACCUGCGAUGCUGGGUUUUUCUCUAACCCACACCCCUCCGACACUCCAAACCUCGACGAAGAAGAUUCCAACAGUCCACCCACUUUUGAUUCCGACGACUGCGACUCUGAUUGUGAUUCCACGCACUUCACUGAUCUCUCCGCCGGUCUUCGUGUCUUCUCUGAUUCGAUUCUUAGGAUGGAGCUGGCCGGGAUGGAGAUGGUCAAGGCAAUGGAAGCCUCCAGAUGUGAGGCGGAGAAACGGAGGGCGGAAUCCGAGGCCGAAUUGACUCGGAUGAUGUUCCGAACUCAGUCCCAGAUCGCUUCGUUUGUCGCCGGAGAUGCUGAUACCAGGAAACGGAAGCGUGGAGCAGAUGACGAACCAAGGGAUUCCUCUGUUAGACAAGGAGCUUUGCUGCUGAGCUUGUUGCAGUGCAACUUAAUCUUCUGAAGAUUCACUAAAAUUAAUUGAGUAAUCUUUGGUUUAUUUAUCAAAAUUGAGGAUGAAAAUGAAGUUGGGAUUUUAUAUACUAUAUAUAUGUAAUGUACUGAUUAUUAUAUUAAAUGAAAAAUCUAUCUCUCUCUGCAAAA
Messenger RNA from Gossypium arboreum, 736 nucleotides. RefSeq lists its product as uncharacterized. Bases 105 to 596 code for a protein of 163 amino acids. Lineage: Eukaryota; Viridiplantae; Streptophyta; Magnoliopsida; Malvales; Malvaceae. The transcript is spliced from 2 exons. The record is from RefSeq and is a predicted model, not a curated record.